This is a messenger RNA of Mucor velutinosus, 2817 nucleotides long. RefSeq lists its product as uncharacterized. Lineage: Eukaryota; Fungi; Mucoromycota; Mucoromycetes; Mucorales; Mucoraceae. Bases 1 to 2817 code for a protein of 938 amino acids. The transcript is spliced from 8 exons. Gene Ontology annotation, cellular component: nucleus. Gene Ontology annotation, molecular function: ATP binding; RNA binding; RNA helicase activity. The record is from RefSeq and is a predicted model, not a curated record.
AUGUCUUGGGAUCCUUCUGCAGCUGGUUUUUCUACAGAUUUCUCCAAUGGUGAUGUCCAAAACGACUUUGCUUCUGGCAAUGUUCAAUCUGAAUACAGUAACAAUGGUGGUAAUCAAGGUGGCUACGGUGGUGGUCAACAGCACUCUGAACGCCCUCCUCGCCCUGAACCUACUGAGGAGCAACUUCAACACAGAAGUUACAACUGGGCUUCUAAUCGUGCUCGUUAUGAAUUCAAUGAAAAUGCUGUUGAUGAGCAUGGCAUGGCUCCUCGUGAUGCUACUCUUGAAGCUGAACUCUUUGAAGAAAACUCUGCUGAGCAACAGACUAGUCUUGAUUUCUCCAAGUAUGAAAAGAUUCCUGUUCGCGUCGAACGUGGUACCGCUCCUCCUCCUAUCAAAAACUUUGAUGAAGCCGAUCUCCAUCCUGUCAUGAAGGAAAAUGUCAAACUCGCAAAGUACUCUAACCCUACUCCUGUCCAGACUUACUCUAUUCCUAUCGUUACUAGCGGUAAGGAUUUGAUGGCAUGUGCUCAAACCGGUUCCGGUAAGACCGCUGCCUUCUUGAUCCCUACUCUCUCUGCUCUUUUUGCCAACGCCAAGGAACUCCAAAAGCCUCGUCCUGCUCCUUACGAGUACAGAACCUACAAGGCUGAACCCCUUGUUCUCAUCAUUGCUCCUACCCGUGAGCUGUGUUCUCAAAUUUUUGAUGAAUGCAGAAGAUUCACCUACAGAUCCUCCCUUAGACCUUGUGCUGUUUAUGGUGGUGCUGACUCUAUUGGUCAAAUUCGUCAACUUGAACGUGGUUGUGAUGUCUUGGCUGCUGCUCCCGGUCGUCUUAUGGAUUUCAUUCAACGUGGUAAGAUUGGUCUCGGUAGAGUCAAGUAUCUCAUUUUGGAUGAAGCCGACAGAAUGUUGGACAUGGGUUUCGAAGCUGUUAUUCGUGCUAUUGCUCAAAAGAACGGUAUGCCUCAAGACAGACAAACUCUCUUGUUUUCUGCUACCUUCCCUCGUGCCAUCCGUGUCCUUGCUCGUGAUUUCUUGCGUCCUGACUAUCUCUUCUUGAAGGUCGGUCGUGUUGGUGGUACAUCUAAUGAUAUUACUCAAAAGAUCAUUUAUGUCGAGGAAGAUGAAAAGAGAGAGGCUCUCCGUACCUUGUUGAACUCUCAACCUCCUAGCCGUACCCUUAUUUUCGUUGAAACCAAGAGAAGUGCUGAUAGUUUGGAUCACUACCUCUAUGAACGCUCUUUCCCUUCCACUUCCAUCCACGGUGACCGUACUCAAAUGGAAAGAGAAGAUGCCCUCCUUGCUUUCAAGAGAGGCAAGUGUCCCAUCUUGGUUGCCACUGCCGUUGCUGCUCGUGGUAUUGAUAUCCGUAAUGUCAUGCACGUUAUCAACUACGAUAUGCCUCAAGACAUGGAUGAAUACAUUCAUCGUAUCGGUCGUACCGCUCGUGUCGGUAAAUCUGGUCUGGCUACCUCGUUCUACAAUGAGAGAAGUGAUUUGCUAGCUCCUGAGCUUACCAAGCUGUUGAAGGAAUGUAAGCAAGUAAUUCCUGACUUCCUCCAACCCUAUGUUACCGAAGAUAUGACUUUUGAUGAAGAUCUCGAUGAUAACGAUGUGCAAGCUCCUUCUUAUGCCGGUCAAGAGUACGUUCCUAUGGAGAGAAAUGCUCCUGGUGCUCCUCAAGGUUAUAACAAUGCUGACGCCACUGGCGCUGCUGAUGGUGCCUGGGAUAGUGGAAAUGGCGGUGGUGGCAACAGUGGCCGUCCUGGUGACUGGAACUGUCCUGACUGUGGUAUCUCCAACUUUGCCUCUCGUUAUGAAUGCUUCAAGUGUUCUACUCCUAGACCUGAAGGUGCCGGUGGUGAUGCUGGUGGUAGACAAAGCAAUAGUCGCCCUGGUGAUUGGAACUGUCCUGACUGUGGUAUCUCCAACUUUGCCUCUCGUUAUGAGUGCUUCAAGUGUUCUACUCCUAGACCUGAAGGUGCUGGUGGUGAUGCUGGUGAAAGACGUGGUCCUCGUCCUAGAAGAGAUGGUGAUUGGGAUUGUUCUGGCUGUUCCGCUGUCAACUUUGCCAACAGAACUGAAUGUUUUAGAUGUCAUGCUCCUAAGGAAGGCGGUGAUAGCUAUGGCGGCGAUGCUUCUUAUGGUUAUGAUAACUCUACUCCUGCUGAUACAAACACCAACUUUGAUUCUACCAACUGGGACUCUGCCGCUCAAGCUGGUUGGGGCGCCUCUGAGCCUGCUGCCGCUGCUCCUGCCGCUUCCUCUGGUGGAUGGGGCGAGCCUGCCGCUGCUCCCGCCGCUACACCAUCGCCUGCUCCUGCUGCUGCCGCUGGUGGUUGGGGUGCUCCCGAGCCUGCUGCUCCUGCCGCUUCCUCUGGUGGAUGGGGCGAGCCUGCCGCUGCUCCCGCCGCUACACCAUCGCCUGCUCCUGCUGCUGCCGCUGGUGGUUGGGGUGCUCCCGAGCCUGCUGCUCCCGCUGCUUCAUCUGGCGGAUGGGGCGAGCCUUCUCCUGCCGCUGCUGCUCCCGCCGCUACACCAUCGCCUGCUCCUGCUGCUGCCGCUGGUGGUUGGGGUGCUCCCGAGCCUGCUGCUCCCGCUGCUUCAUCUGGCGGAUGGGGCGAGCCUUCUCCUGCCGCUGCUGCUCCAGCACCUGCUCAACCUCCUGCUGCCCAAUCGCCCGCACCUGCUGCUAAGCCUACUCCUCCUCCUGCCACUGCUGCUCCCGCUGAUGAUGGAUGGGGUAGCGCUCCUCCUAUCGCUGCUGGCGGAUGGGGUGAUGCUCCUUCUACCACUAAUGGAGCUGGCUGGUAA